UGGUGGUUCGAAAAAACCCAGAAACAAAUUUUCCCUCAGUACGAAUACGAAAGAGCAACGAGUGCGAACGUCAAUUUCUUUUCGGUUUAAACGCUGACACAGUUGUUGGUGGCGAAUUUUUAUAAUUGGCCAACGGUGGAUGUUAAAUUUCUGAUAAAAAAAAUAAAAAUAAAUUCUACAACAACGAAUUUCCAUUGCAAAAAAAGCUGUUCGAUUUGACAAACUACUGCGGGUUUAGUUGAGCGUGACGUGAGUUGAUUGUUCACCUCCAAAGAAGUGGUACACAACGCGAAACUUUUGCCGGAUAUUUAGCGAAACGUGCAGAGACUGCAGUGAAACAACCAAGCAGGGGUUUGAUUGUAACUCAAUCCCCAACAAUUGAUCAUUUUAAAAAGAGAGCCAAGCAGAGCAGAGCAGAGAGAGAGAGUAGAUUUUGCCGCUAAUUGUUUACAAAAUGAAUAACGGAUUUGGAUACAGCAACCCCUCGGGGUCAGUAAAGAACUUUAGUUGUUUGCGCACCAUUACCUAUUGGGCUGGAUUUUUUGGAUUGUUCCAAUCCCUGCUCUUCAUUGGCCUGACAAUUACGGGAAUUCUGUCGUAUAAUUGUGUCAUAAAUGUCAAUGGUACCUUCAAUUAUGCUUCCGUUGUACCGACAAUUUUCAUGGCUCUUUACUUCAAAUCGACCUGUACUCCCGAUGCAUUCCCAGCCUAUCAGAGUGAAUUCAUCAAAACAAAAACCAUUUUGGAUCCUACCGAUAUUCUCAUCUGGGAUUGUGUGUAUUUGGGUGUUGCUGUGUGUUGGUUAAUCGCUUCGGGAUUGAUUUUAAUGUAUGUUACCAAGGAUAAUCGAAAAAACACACUUGGCGUUCUCUUGACCUGGGUCAUAAUCACCCUGAUGAUAUGUUGUAUGGACUUUGUUUUGGGUGUUAUCUUUGGCGUAGACUAUGGACGUUUCCGGGCAGAGGCUGCCGAUUAUAAUCUUAGCUCGGCUUAUGCUGGUGAGAUACAACCACAAGCUGCCCAGGUUCUGGCCGCCACAAUUGCUGCCAUCUCAAUGAUGUUGCUGACAUUCAAGGGCUUCGUUUUGUGGAUAAUAAAUGUCGGCUUUGCCGUUUAUCUGUUGGUGCAAAGCAUAUUUAUUAUGCGAGAUAACGAUGGCACGGCUAACCUCUUCAUGCCACGCAAGGAUUCCGAUGACAUUUUGGCCACACGUCCUCCCAUCAAUGCCUAUCAAGAAGAAAAAACUGAAGUUAUGGCCACUGUCUUUACCAACGAAGCCUUUGUACCGGACAAUAAUACACCAUCCGAAGACUUUAACAUUAAUCAGGAUGUAAUUAGCCGUGCUGCCCGCCUCUCCAAGGAUGUCUCGUUCCAAGAAAGACGUUUCCGUAAUUUGGAAAAUUUCCAACAAUAUCCGCCACGUUCCAGGCCCGAAUCGACCAUACCCGAAAAGGGUGAGGCACAAAUUGUGGUUGGAGCCUUCCCCGCACCCGACUACACGCCGCCCAUGCAAAGGGCUGCUCAAAAUCGCAACAACUAUUAUCAGUGAUGAGAGAUAGAUUUGUUGGUCGGAAAUAGAGUUUAUUUUUAGUUGUUUUGUGCGUUUUUUUUUUUCGUUUGUUUCAGUUGUUCUGUUUGCCUUUUUUCCAUUGUAUUACACUCCCUACAAAACCCUCCCCGCUCUUCGCAUGCAUAUAUAACUUGUUUUGUUUUUAAGUGUAAAAUAUUAAUAAUAAUAUAAAAUAAAAGAAAACAAAAAAAAAAA
This is a messenger RNA of Musca domestica (house fly), 1765 nucleotides long. RefSeq lists its product as uncharacterized. The record is from RefSeq and is a predicted model, not a curated record. The coding region runs from base 455 to 1549 and encodes 364 amino acids. The transcript is spliced from 6 exons. Lineage: Eukaryota; Metazoa; Arthropoda; Insecta; Diptera; Muscidae.